Aphanomyces astaci is the source of this 2656-nucleotide messenger RNA. RefSeq lists its product as hypothetical. Gene Ontology annotation, molecular function: ATP-dependent chromatin remodeler activity; ATP binding; ATP hydrolysis activity. Lineage: Eukaryota; Oomycota; Saprolegniomycetes; Saprolegniales; Verrucalvaceae. Bases 17 to 2329 code for a protein of 770 amino acids. The record is from RefSeq and is a predicted model, not a curated record. The transcript has 11 exons. Gene Ontology annotation, cellular component: nucleus.
CGUUGAACCACCCAGAAUGAACGACCCGGAUGAUUGCUGCUGUGGGUUCAUUCCGUGUCUGUGCGUGACGGAAGCCCAAGUGCAGCAAGCAAAGAGACUGGACGACCUGCGCACGAUGUUCCGAACGACCACGUCUGCCUGUGACAUUUGCCUCAUGCUUCCGUGUCUUUGCGAUGGCGACGCGCUCGAAGAAGAACCGAUGGUUGCGCCGUCCGCACCAGCCAAAAAGGUUGUUCCUACCGACCCAUAUGGACGAGUAGAGCUGGUGUGCAGCGACGGAGCAACUGCGACAGAUGCGUGGAUCGCCUCGGAACUGGACGACGUGCUCAAACCUCAUCAGCGGGACGGGAUCAAGUUCUUGUUGCAGCACGUGUCAAAGGAUCAAGGCUGCAUCCUUGCUGACUACAUGGGUCUGGGCAAGACGAUUCAGCUUAUCUCGACCAUCCAUAGCUUUCUCGUGGACGGUUUAUCUCGGGAUACACGGCCCACGGCGUUGGUGCUGUGCCCCACCGUGUGCAUCUUGAACUGGGUGCAGGAGUUCCACAAGUGGCUCGUUCCGUCGUCGUUGGAGCGCUGCCCGAUCUACCAAAUGGACACGACCAACAGUUACAAGUCCAACACGGCGUCCCGUAUCCAGAUCCUCGAAGACUGGAAAGCCAGCGGCGGCGUCCUGAUCAUGGGCUACGAGAUGUUUCGGCUGCUGCUGAAUCCGUCGCGCGUCGUCCAUGACCCUGUCAUCGAAGUCGUGUCCCGCGUUGGAACGGGCGUCCUCGACGUGUCUGAGAAGAAGCAAGGCUUGAUCGACCGCCAACUGCGCCAGCUCACGUCGUUGCUUUGCUCUCCAGGGCCGGACCUGGUGGCGUUAGAUGAAGGCCAUCGAAUCAAAGAUCCGUCAUCUAUUUUGUGCGCUACAUUGGAAAACGUGGCCACACGAAAGCGCAUUGUGCUCACGGGGUACCCAUUGCAGAAUUCGCUGGCAGAGUACUGGUGCAUGGUAAAUUUCUGUCGCCCGGGGUUCCUUGCCUCGUACGAUGAGUUCCGCCAAACGUACGAGCGACCCAUCAUGGAAGGCGACGUGGCCAAGUCGACGCAACUCACGGCCCUUCUUGCGCCCGUGGUGCUUCGCCGCGGCCGCGAUCUCCUCAAUGCGCACCUUCCCGUGAAGAAGGAGUGGAUUGUGCACUGCCAGCUGUCUCCGCUGCAGCACACCAUGUACAUUGACUUUCUGGACCGAGACCGCCAUCAGAACAAGCACUGGGACCUCUUUACCACGUAUGCGACGCUGCUCCAGAUCGUCAACCAUCCGGAUGUCGUACAUCGUCGCAUGCAGUUGCUCUGCGACAAGGGUCCGGACGACGACCAUGAUGAAGACGACGACGUCGACGUGGCCAUAGUGGACGACUGGCGCCCCGUGCUCUCGUCGACUGCCAAGCCCAAGCCCAAGAAACGAAAGCGGGGCAUCGACGCCGAUGCACGGGCCGCCAUGGCGUGGGCGGAACCGAGUCUGCCGACGACGUACGUACCAGGAGACGCGGCGCACAGUGGAAAGAUGGUCGUGCUGUUGCAAUUGAUUCGCGAAAGUCAACAGGCAGGAGACAAAGUCGUCGUGUUUUCGCAAAGUGUGACGACGUUACAGUGCGUGGGACACUUCCUGGACACCACCCAAGAUGAAGAAGAGGCUUCCGUGAACGAAGGUACCGCGACGACGACCGUCAAGCCUCGACGCCGUUGCCGCCGCCAUCCUACUGCCAAGAAGAACCCAACCGCCGACACCAGUCGAAACAAACACCAACGGGGGUACCUUGUCAUCGACGGCAGCCUCUCGUCGUCGAAACGCAUGGAGCACAUCAAUACGUUUAGUGAUGCUAAGAGUAAAGUGAAUGUACUCCUCGUGUCCACAAGAGCGGGGGCGGAAGGCAUUAAUUUGCAUGCUGCGAAUCGCCUUGUGCUGUUUGACGUGAGCUGGAACCCGUCCCACGACCACCAAAGCAUGUGUCGAUCCCAUCGCAUCGGUCAGACCAAGGACGUGCAUGUGUACCGAUUUGUCAGCCACGACACAAUGGAAGAGAAGAUCUACCAUCAGCAGGUGAAAAAAGUCGGGUUGUCGUCCAAUGUUGUGGAUGCCAACAUGUACUCCCAUGAUGGCGCGGGGAUGGCAACGACGUCGUUCUUUGCGGCGCCGCAAGCGCCCGCGACCGCCGACGACAUGUGCAAGCCACACGAGCCGUCGGGAGAUGCCGUGCUGGACAAGUGCCUGGAGCAAGUCGGUCAAUGGGUGCCCAAGUACUUUGAGGCGGUGGCAGCACCGACAUUGGCAGAUACCGAAUAAAAAGCAAACUUGUAUCAAUAUUGCCAGCAUUGGUCAAUGCUGUGGUUUUGACAUUACUUCAUGCGUGGACACUGCCACAUACGUAUACAUCGGGGUCAUUUGGUUCAUGUAUCGCAGCAAAACAGGGCAAAGAAUGGAACGGGUGACGUCAUGCUGAUACUAUUGGAACGCGGUAUGCACCAACAGGAAAAUGAUACCAUGCGCCGACAAGACCAGGGUGGGGAUGGCCUGCGCCAGCAACUCAAUUCCACACGGACGUCGCCGACUGCUGCAACGCGAACAGUGUGGGGACUGCAUAUCGAAUGAAUGAGGCGGACGUCACUCGGA